Messenger RNA from Lodderomyces beijingensis, 822 nucleotides. NCBI's taxonomy places the organism in Eukaryota, Fungi, Ascomycota, Pichiomycetes, Serinales, Debaryomycetaceae. The record is from the annotation of a GenBank genome assembly.
AUGUCUGCCGUUCCCUCAGUCACCGUUCAAGACGGUUUAGACCCCAUGGCACAGGAAAACGAGUUUGUUCACGAUAUUUACAAUGAGAUAGCGGAGCAUUUUUCCCAGACGCGAUACAAGCCGUGGCCGAUUGUUGAAAAGUUUUUGAACUCAAGACCCAAGUACUCCUUGGGGCUCGACGUUGGGUGUGGCAACGGUAAGUACCUACAAGUGAAUAAAGACCUCUUUGUCAUUGGAACCGAUCGGUCUGAGGGCCUCAUUGAGUGUGCUCAGAAAUUGUCGGAAAACAGGUACAACCUUGGCAUCGCAGACAGUUUGUUUCUACCUCAUCCCGAGGACCGCUUCGAUUUCGCCAUUUCCAUCGCGGUUAUUCACCACUUUGCGACCGAAAAGCGCCGAGUCCGGGCGAUUCUGCACAUCUUGUCAAAAUUGAAGAAAGGCGGACAGUGUCUCAUUUACUGUUGGGCUCUUGAGCAGGAAAAAUCUCGCAGAGGGUACAAGGAAGGCGACGACCAAGACAUCUUGAUACCGUGGGUGUUGAAAAAGCCCACCCUGCGGGCGAAAAAGCCUCGAGCAGGAGCGGCGAAGAAGCGACUGGCGCAGCAGGCCCCUGACGACGAGGUCAGCCGUCCACCAGCAGAGGAUAAGGAGCAGGAGCAGGAGCAGGAGGAGCAGGAGGAGGAGGAAGCCACAAAGUACAGGUAUUACCAUUUGUACAGGGAGGGCGAAUUGAAGAGUAAUUGCUUGAUGACGGGCGCCUGUGUGGUUGUUGAUGAUGGUUACGAAAAGGAUAACUGGUGGGUGAUUGUGGAAAAACUGUGA